Wyeomyia smithii (pitcher-plant mosquito) is the source of this 3755-nucleotide messenger RNA. RefSeq names its product glucose dehydrogenase [FAD, quinone]. Lineage: Eukaryota; Metazoa; Arthropoda; Insecta; Diptera; Culicidae. The transcript has 2 exons. Gene Ontology annotation, molecular function: flavin adenine dinucleotide binding; oxidoreductase activity, acting on CH-OH group of donors. The coding region runs from base 114 to 1964 and encodes 616 amino acids. The record is from RefSeq and is a predicted model, not a curated record.
ACGAAAGUGUUGUCGGCGAACCAGUCUAAAUGCAACCGUAGAAUCGAUCGGAAAAUUGCGGGAUGCGCCUAGUGCUUUGUUCGGGCGGGUGAGUGAAUACUGUUUGGAUAAGGAUGAAUGCUGUUUUCGGGAUACUGAUCCUGGCUCUAGUAUGCUGCUGGUCAGCUCGAGCACAGGAUAGUAUAAUGUCCAUGAUCGAGUUCCUCCAAGAUGGUGGAAAAAGGCUGAACGAUGAACUACCGGAUCGUAAAAACAUCGAUGACGAGUAUGAUUUUGUGAUUGUGGGAGCAGGAUCGGCAGGAUGUGCCCUAGCCGCGAGAUUAUCUGAAAUUAGUGACUGGAAAGUUUUACUCAUAGAAGCAGGUGCAAAUGAAAAUCUACUAAUGGACGUUCCGAUGUUCGUGCACUAUCUUCAAAACUAUGACGUAAAUUGGGAUUAUAGAACAAAGCCAAGCGAUGAGUAUUGUUUAGCGUUUAAAAAUAACCAGUGUCGAUUCCCACGCGGUAAAGUCAUGGGCGGAUCCAGCGUCCUCAAUUAUAUGAUAUACACUCGGGGAAAUCGGAAAGACUUUGAUAGUUGGGCAGAGGCCGGAAAUGAAGGAUGGAGCUAUAAGGAUGUGCUGCCAUAUUUUCAAAAGUUAGAGCACAGUGUGGUUCCUAAUGCAUCAGCAGAGUACGCCGGAAAAGAUGGGCCAUUAUCGAUUUCCUAUGUGCCUUAUAAGUCCCGAAUAGCCAAAAGGUUUGUGGAAGCUGCUAUCGAAUCAGGUGCUCCUUAUGUAGACUAUAACGGGCCAAGCCAAAUCGGAGUUUCCUUUGUUCAAAGCUCAACCAAAAAUGGUUACCGUGAUAGUACUAAUGUAGCUUAUUUAUAUCCGCUAAGAAAUAGAACUAACCUUCACGUUAAAAAGAAGAGCCAUGUUACCAAAGUUAUCAUAGAUAAAGAAACAAAAAGUGCGGUAGGAGUGAAAUUUUACUACAAGCGCAAAUAUUACGUCGUAAAAGCGAGACACGAAGUUAUCCUUUCAGCUGGUGCCAUUGGAUCACCUCAUCUGUUGAUGUUAUCUGGAAUUGGUCCCAAGGCACAUUUGGAGCAAAACGGUAUCAAGUCAAUCAUGGAUCUACCGGUGGGCUACAAUUUCCAAGAUCAUACUGCUGCGGGUGCCCUUACAUUCCUGGUUAACAACACUUCCAGCAUGAUGGUUGAGCGAAUGAUGAAUCUAAAGAAUUUUAUGAAUUAUCAGUUGAAUCAUGACGGACCAUUUACGUCGAUUGGGGGAUGUGAAACGAUUGGCUUUUUCGAUUCAGAGCAUCCCGGUGAUCCCGAUGGCUGGCCCGACUAUGAACUGCUUCAAAUCGGCGGAACAAUGGCUGGGGAUCCAUCCUUCGAGUUAAACUUCAAUUAUAAACAUGAAACAUUCCAGAAACUUUUUGGAGAAAUCCAACGGAGCGGCCUAAGCGGAUUCACUGUUUUCCCGCUCAUUCUUCGACCUCGCAGUAAAGGACGAAUCUAUCUCAAAAGUGGCAAUCCAUUUCGCUAUCCUGUAAUUGAACCGAACUAUUUUUCUAAUCCUUACGAUCUAGAUAUUUCUGUGAAAGCAAUUCGAAAGGCUUUAGAAAUCGUGAAACAACCGGCAAUGCAACGUCUGAAUGCUCAUCUUUUGCCGAUACCAAUGCCAGGAUGUGAACAUUUGGAAUUUAAUUCCGAUGAAUAUUGGCGGUGCUUCACCAGACACGCUACCUACACUAUCUACCAUCAUGUGGGCACAUGCAAAAUGGGUCCUCGAAAGGAUCCGUCUUCGGUUGUUGAUCCCAGGUUGCGGGUGCAUGGUAUUAGGGGACUCCGAGUGGUGGAUGCGAGUAUAAUGCCAAAAGUAACAGCGGGACACACCAAUGCACCUACGAUAAUGAUCGCCGAAAAAGCAGCAGACAUAAUCAAAGAAGACUGGAAUAUGGUCCGGCGAUAAUUUGACCUAAAACGCAUAUGCGAAUCUCAGAACGGCAUUAUCAUAUGUGAUUUAUUCUAUGCAAAGACUGUAAAUAAAUAUUAGAAGAAACCAUCCUUACACAAGUGUUUUCAUUCAUGUGGCCUUGAGAACAUCAUGCAAAUCUUGUAUCUUUUAGAAAAUCAGCAUGAAGAAAACAUGAAUGACAAGUUCACAGCAGUAGAACCUUCUAAAAAUUGAGGCGCAAGUUGAUAUCAAUCAGAGCUUCCUGCCAACUGAAUAAACUAAUCAACACCAAAGCCGCAGUAACUACCACAGUAAUUUGCAGCGAAUCACGCAGCUGCGUGUAUCGAUAUGAAUUGCACAAGUCAGUAGCACCUUCGAGUUUUAUGGACUGCAAAGCAGCGAGAUGCAAAUUGGAUUUCCUGCACUGCAGUAGCGAAAUCUGGUUACUCCGCCUCCGCAGCUUGUCGUUAGAAAAUAUUGCGGCGACGCGGUGAGCUUUAGAGAGUCUAGUGAAUUUGUAGAAAAAGCCAUUGUCGGUGAGUUGAAUCUAUAUAACUGUACUUAUUUCAAGGACACAAGUUGAUAGUUCCAUUAUAAUACCGAAUGUUGCUCGACACGAACAAUGCAUUGGAGGAAAAUCAUCUUCCGGGAAAAUAUUCACGAUUAGCGUGCUGUUUCGUCAUAGAGGGCACCGCGUGCAUUGUAAACGAUGCAGCAGUGUGCGAAGGCAGCAAAACUUAACGCUUUGUGCAUUACAAUAGCCGUGAUCACGAUCAUCCCGGUAGCGGAAUGUUUAUUGCAUUAAUGCACUGCUAGAGUCCGGUAUCAAUCAAAUAUUGCUUACUGGAGCUAUCAAACCUUGAGCACAUCUUGAUAGAAUCAGAAGGUCCCAUUUAAACUACCCUUUUUCUAUUGUGUGGUGUGAAUGCAGUGAUCAGUGAUUGGAAAUAAAUUGUAAUACGUCACAAGCUGUUAUGACUGCAAUGCAUGGGAGCAGGACUGCUAUAGAUCAAUAACAAAACGGACGAAGGAGACGUAUUAUAUCUCCCUGUACAAUAAAGUGAAUGGUUAAAUAAUACUCCUGAAUUAUCAUAUUCGUUAUAGGUGUUUUUUUAAACCGAAAAGAAACACUCCGUUGUUAAAUUCACUCAUAAUAGUCUAUAAAACCAAUAUAACACAUGCGAAAACGAAGUGGAACGAAAAGUUACCAAUGAAAUCAAUUUAGUAUACGAAACCAGCGUGUGUGAAACAUGUAUUGUGACCAUAUAAUAAUUUAUUUAAUGCCAAUCAUUUUGUGAAUCCUAACGACCUUGUUUGAUGCUUUUCUUGAAAUUAGUGAAAAAGUCAAGAAAAACUUAAGUCCUUUUUAGUCAGUUUCCAAAUGAUGCAUCUGGAUAUUAUGCCAAAUAAAAGCUCUGUAGUUGUUUUAUAAAAUGCUAACUUCGGGUUCUGGACCUUUUCUGUAGAGAAAAAAGCACCCCGAAAUUGCCAAGUUUUUUUCAAGAAAAAUAUUUUUUUUCCGUUAUGUAAAUCUAUUUGUCACUUUUGUCAUCUUGCCCUUAAGUUCGUAUUAACUUGGAGUAAUAAUCUAAAUUUUCAGUAAAUCUAUCAAGUCUAACCCGACUUCUUGCAGUUUUGGUGAUUUUGACGGCAUUUUUAGUAAAAACAAAAAUCUUCAAGGAACGUUUUACCACAAAUUGCGUAUCUUCUGGUAAAGUAGGUAGUUCUGGUAAGGUACAGUGAUAAUCCAAAUUUUCUGUAAAAUCUAUUAAGUCUGCUAGACUAUAGUGAACUAUAGUAAACUAU